UAUGUGGUAAAUGUACUGGAGUAAUCGAUAGAAAUAUCCUUAGACCAUCCUCUCAUAUUCUAUUCCUUAUCGAAAGACGAAGCUUCUAUCCCAGGAACAAAGCCAAAAAGAAGUCAAGAUUGAGGAAGACCAAAAUUAAUUUCUAAAAUUUGCGAAAAUGAUCCAAUACGUGUCCGGUGAGGUUCUUCCGGUUCUUCAGAGAUGAUAAAACAAACAACCCGUGUCGUGUGUAAUCGCGUGUGGAAGUAGUCGAAGCGAUCGCUUCGUGGGAACAUAUGUUACGGAGCCGUGUUGUUAAAAUAUACUCAAAUGUCGACGUUAAACGAAAUAAGAGAAAAAGUGGAGGCUCAGUUGUGUGAACUGGAGGCACUGCAAUCCGUUUAUCCAAAAGAAUUAACGAUUGCUGAUCAUGGAAAUUUGGCAGAUCUCAAUGAAUUUGUUUCCGGUAAACGUGCUGCUCCCCCAUUAAGACUUGAAUACACUAUCGAGAUUACGACUCCUGAGGGAUCUGCCGAACUCCAGGUGAAUCUACCGUUCAAGUACCCGGAGGAGAGGCCUGAAAUUUACGUGAGAAGUUCGUGCCUCGAUCGGAUCCAACAGACACGCAUGAACGAGGAUCUCAAGACUUUCGUCGAUCUUCAAGAAAUCGAUGAACCGUGUAUCUAUUCGUUGGUAACUUGGACACAGGAUUAUUUCGAAGGAUACGUCAGGAAUUCACAAAAACGAUUGAAAAAAAAUAAUGGGCUGACCAAGAAGACAGAAGAAAAUAGAAAAAUGCCUAUUUUCGCUCGAUAUUGGAUUUACAGUCAUCAUAUUUAUAGUAAUUUAAAGAGAAAAGAUAUAGCUGACGAGGCUAAGGAAAAUUCUCUAACUGGUUUUUGUCUCGCUGGAAAACCGGGUAUCAUUUGUGUUGAAGGCGCCAAAGACGACUGUGAAUAUUGGUGGCAAAAAAUCAAAGUAAUGAACUGGCACAAAAUUCUUGUCAAACUAAUCGAGGACGAAGAUAUGUUUGAUAAUAAUUUAGAGAAUUAUCGGAAGUUCAGUGAAUUUCAAGAAAUAUCAUUUCCAACGACAGAUAAACAUAACGAUAUGGGACAACUACUCAAGUAUCUCACGGAGCAUGGAUGUCAGUACGUUUUUAAGGAGCUUUUUGGAGUCGAAGGAAAAAUUGCUGUCUCUACAGAAUGAAACGUGUAUAUAUAUUUUCCACAAUAUUGUGUCAUCGAUUCUAUGAAUUUUCAAAUCAUGUAUUUUUCCAAUUUUUUAAAAUCUUUUUCUACUUAUAUAGCGACAUUUUUUUUAUGAUCAAGCUUAAAGAGAUAACGAAUCGAAUUGUACAUUUAUAGAGCCAUAUACUUUUAUUUCGUUUGAAAUUUUUGUGCUAUAUAUUAUAUGUAUAGAAAUAUUUUUUAAUGAAAAUAUAAUAUAAAAAAUAGUAAA
This is a messenger RNA of Venturia canescens, 1440 nucleotides long. RefSeq names its product RWD domain-containing protein 2B. Gene Ontology annotation, molecular function: protein binding. NCBI's taxonomy places the organism in Eukaryota, Metazoa, Arthropoda, Insecta, Hymenoptera, Ichneumonidae. The transcript has 4 exons. The coding region runs from base 310 to 1188 and encodes 292 amino acids. The record is from RefSeq and is a predicted model, not a curated record.